UGGUUUAUAUCAAGCUGCUGAGUUUAUGGAUGAAGAGCCGUUAAGAAAUUGUGAGACUGUUGAGGGGGAAGACAAGAUAGAUGAUGAGUUCUACGCAAAGCUAACUGAUGCAGAAACCCCUUUAUAUCCAAGCUGUUCUUCCCAUAGCAAGCUAUCAGCCAUUGUGACAUUGUUUAGGAUGAAGACAUAGAAUGGCUGGUCCGACAAAAGCUUCAAUGAUCUCCUUGAGACGUUGUCAGAAAUGUUACCGGAUGGUAAUGUACUUCACACAUCACUAAAUGAUGUGAAGAAAUUUUUGAAGUCUUUUGAUAUGGGUUAUCAAAAGAUUCAUGCCUGCAUAAAUCUCCACUGUCUCAGUCUUAGAUCCCAACUCCUAUCAUGCAAACAGUCUCAUCUCAUAAUCAGAUAUCUGAAGCAACUCCUUUAGCCCCUGUCAAGAAAGCUAAAAAUGUUAUAGACUCACCUGUUCGGAGAUCGCCGCGUAAAAAGAAAGAGUCAGUUAGCAAGGAAAAUCAGAAGUGCAAAUUGUUGGAUAUUAUCGGGGAGAAUCGGGUUGUUGCUGAAGGACGUUGGUCUUCAAACAAUCCAGACCAAGUUGUCCAUUGUGCUCCAUUGGGACCUAAUGCAGUACGCGUUUGGGUAGAUGUGGUGAAGGUUAAUGAUGCCGCUGUUUGGAGGCGUACUUCUGCUAUCGAGUGUAUGGAAGAUGCAAUUGGUACAACACUCGCAUGGCCAGAGGACAAAGUGGUAAUGGUUUGAAACUGAAGUACCUUUGUCUAGAUUAUGAGAACUUAUGCUAUUUAGACUUGUGUUGUUUAGCUUAUGGGAACUUAUGGUAUUGAGACUUAUGAA
Molecule: messenger RNA, 852 nt
Organism: Camelina sativa (false flax)
Lineage: Eukaryota; Viridiplantae; Streptophyta; Magnoliopsida; Brassicales; Brassicaceae
Source: RefSeq, a predicted model, not a curated record